AAUUUCAAUUUUGAUUCUAUCAAGGCUAACAUUAAAAUCGAUCUGGUGGUACUUUGGGCUGUUGCACCCGCACUCUUGCAUGAGCAGUGUGCCAAACAGGAUGAAAAAAAUCACGUGAUGAAAUCCAAUGUCUGGUUGGAACUUCAUUGGCACGACUAUCAGUUACAAUGGGAUCCCAGUGACUACCAAGGAAUACAAAAAUUAAGAAUACCAUCCGACAAGAUUUGGAAACCUGAUAUCGUUCUUUUCAAUAAUGCCGAUGGGAAGUAUGAAGUACGUUACAAAAGCAAUAUCAUCAUAUUUGCAGAUGGAAAUAUACAAUGGGUACCGCCAGCUCUUUAUCAAAGUUCAUGCACAAUAGAUGUUACUUAUUUUCCUUUUGAUCAACAAACAUGCUUAAUGAAAUUUGGCUCAUGGAUUUAUAACGGUGAUCAAGUCUCACUGGGAUUAUUAGACGAUAAAAAUUACGUAUCACUAUCAGACUACAGCAAAAGUGGUACCUGGGAUAUCAUUGAAUUGCCAGCAUAUUUGAAUGUAUAUUCAGAACCCAAUGCUCCAACAGAAACUGACAUCACAUUUUACAUAACGAUUCGCCGGAAAACGUUGUUCUACACAGUUAAUUUGAUAGUGCCAAUUAUAAUGGUAUCAUUUUUGGUUAUUGGAGAGUUUUAUUUACCAGCGGAAGCUGGUGAAAAAGUCACUUUGGGCAUUAGUAUACUCUUAUCGCUUGUUUUGUUCUUAUUAUUAGUCAGUAAAAUUUUACCGCCAACAUCAUUAGUGCUUCCGUUAAUUGCCAAAUACCUAUUAUUCAUAUUUUUGAUGAACCUGUUCGUUAUUUCAAUGACUGUGAUAGUCAUCAACUGGAAUUUUCGUGGACCAAAGACUCACCGAAUGCCGUCCUGGAUGCGUCUAGUUUUUUUGAAAUAUUUACCGACUAUAUUAUUCAUGCAAAGACCGAAGAAAACUUGA
Messenger RNA from Cotesia congregata, 969 nucleotides. The record is from the annotation of a GenBank genome assembly. Lineage: Eukaryota; Metazoa; Arthropoda; Insecta; Hymenoptera; Braconidae.